Aspergillus pseudoviridinutans is the source of this 894-nucleotide messenger RNA. RefSeq lists its product as uncharacterized. Bases 1 to 894 code for a protein of 297 amino acids. The record is from RefSeq and is a predicted model, not a curated record. The transcript has a single exon. NCBI's taxonomy places the organism in Eukaryota, Fungi, Ascomycota, Eurotiomycetes, Eurotiales, Aspergillaceae.
AUGCGAGUGGCCGUUCUAUUUGCUGCAUUAGCAGCGAUCCAGCUGGUGGUUUGUCAUUCUGAACUCAGUGGAGCCGGAGACCAUAACCUGUCAAGGGCAACGAAGAUCGCUCCUCUAGGAGAAGCGAAUCCCGAUGACAAGGAUCUCUCGAAGCGGGAAAGACGAUUCGGAGAUUGGAUACUAAAGCGCGAUACUACGACAAUUGCGGAUGCAGUUGCAUCAACUACCGCUACUGAGUCUGUGGCAACGACCAGCAGUUCCGAUGUGACAACAACCUCAGAAUCCACGACUACUUCGAGCACCUCAACGACCUCUUCAUCAUUCACAACAUCCACUGCAGCAGCUACGACAACCUCAACUACAACAUCCAGUACAUCCAGUACCACCACAUCAUCCUCAUCCGCAUCCACAGCUGCCUCAACAACCACAGCAACGAUGACAACGACUACCUCAACGACCACACCAACUACCACCGAAUCCGCCGAAUUAAAAGAAUGGAACCACCGGGGGACCAUCGCCGCUAUCGUCACCUUCAGCAUCCUCGGUUCCUUCUUCCUAGGGGCCUGCAUCUUCCGAUGCAUCCACAAUCGGGUGAAGCAAAGGCGCAUCGACGCGAGAAACCAGAACGAUAGAGAAUCUUCGCUCUCCAUGUUGGCCCUGACUCCCGAGAAGGGGAAAUCGGCGAGCCAAUUGAAGUUGGAUCGCGAGUCAAUCAUGUUCUGCGACGAAAUGAGGUCGCAACUGGAGAGCGUGCCGUCGAUGUCGGGGCAGUCGUAUUGGCAGGGGUCUGUGGCACAUUCGUCCAUGCCGUCGGAGGAUAUGGGUCGGUCGACGAGUAGUGGGAGGCAUACGCCGUUGGGUGUGAGGAAGCAUCAUGGGCCAGCGGAGGUGUAA